AUGCUGACCACGCCUUUCAGACUUGUCUGCCGCCUCCGCUACUCUCUGCAAUGCGCUCUCGACACCUACUGUGGACGCCGCAAGCGCACCUCUGAUUCCUGCACGCUGGCCUCCCAACCUUGCGGCGACGCGCUCUUUGCUAGCGCGGUCACUCGCCCUACUGAUUUGGCCCUAACGACGGUACUUGUGGGCGCCUGUCAAUGUCAGCCUCUAACGACUUCUUCCCCGUGCUUCUUCCGCGCCGCUCCUUCCCCGCAGAGCUUGCUUGCGCUCGUCCACGACGGCGACGACGACCACGACGGCGGCGGCAGCGAGGAAGAGCGUCGGGCAUGGCCUGCUCGCGUAGAGGAGACGGCGGGCAGCGGACGACGAGCGCGCCGCAUUGAAGUCGACGAGACGGCACCGACGACGACCAGCGGUUUCCGCGCCCCAUGA
This is a messenger RNA of Schizophyllum commune H4-8, 435 nucleotides long. RefSeq lists its product as uncharacterized. The coding region runs from base 1 to 435 and encodes 144 amino acids. The transcript is spliced from 5 exons. Lineage: Eukaryota; Fungi; Basidiomycota; Agaricomycetes; Agaricales; Schizophyllaceae. The record is from RefSeq and is a predicted model, not a curated record.